Molecule: messenger RNA, 1734 nt
Organism: Melozone crissalis (California towhee)
Lineage: Eukaryota; Metazoa; Chordata; Aves; Passeriformes; Passerellidae
Product: serine/threonine-protein kinase PAK 2-like
Exons: 14
Biological process (GO): regulation of MAPK cascade; protein phosphorylation; intracellular signal transduction
Cellular component (GO): cytoplasm
Molecular function (GO): protein serine/threonine kinase activity; ATP binding
Source: RefSeq, a predicted model, not a curated record
AUGGAAGGCCUGAGUGUCAGAGCAGCUAUAGGUCUUGCUGAGAGCAGGAGCAUCCUCCUGGUUAAGACAUUUGUCAUUGGACAGCUGUGCACUGACAAGAGCCUUGUUUUACCAACUGUGUAAGCACAGCCUGCACACUUGUAGAGCAGUGCCACAAUGAGGGAGGAACUCACUGCUGCAGUUUUUGCUGCUUUUGCCAUUUUUUAUUCUGCUUAUUACCUGACUCAGCUGGCACGUCACCUCAGGCAUGUAUUCAGAGGUGGGGAUUAUGAGCUGACAGAACCAACAGCCAUCUCUCCCCUAGCUCCCGCUGCUCCUGGAGAAGAAGCCCAAGAGGAACAAAUUGAGGUGUAUGAGCACCAGGCUCCAUCAGUGGUCACACCAGAGCCUGGAUAUCGUGAGCCUGUGCUUCUAGAGAGAGAGCAGGAGCAGAUUGCUUCAACAGAGAUGCCAUGCCAGACUCAGGGUGAGCUGUUCCCAGCCCGAGAGCAGGAAGAGCAGCUCAGGCAGCAGGUGGAAGAGCCACAGGAGAAUGGCCAGAAGAUCAAGGAAGAGCCACAAGCAGAGCUGCCCGAAGCUCAGAGUGCCAUCAUGGACGUGAAGAACAUGAACAAGGAAGACAUGGGAAGAAAUCAAGAGGAGAAUCUUGAUCAGCAGAGGGGCGAUCAACAAAACCAGGUGAGUGAAGGAGUGGCAGCCACUCCACUCAUGAAACAUCCUCUCGCUUGUUUUUUAGAGAACAUGAAGGAACAGCUAAACGCAGAGCUUCAGAUAGCUGACAUUAGGAUCAAGACAAGGCAGAAGAGGCUGGAGGAAGAAAUGAAAAUCAUCAGGGAGAAACUUAAUUGCUUCCCUCAUUCUCUACAAAAGCAAGUGGCCAUAAAGAAAAUAAAUCUAAAAGGACUGAGGAGCAAGCAACUAACUGUUAAUGAAAUCAUGAUUAUGAAGAGAUAUAGGAGUCCCAGUGUUGUGAAUUAUUUAGACAGCUACCUUCUGGGUGAGGAACUCUGGCUAGUUAUGGAGUUCAUGGAUGGAGGCACUCUGAGCGACGUCAUUAGCAAGACUUGCCUGUCUGAAGACCACAUGGCAGCCAUCUGUCGGGAGUGCCUGCAAGGACUGUAUUUUCUUCAUUCAAACCACGUCAUCCACCGAGAUGUGAAGAGCGGCAACAUCCUUCUCAGAAGCAACGGUUCUGUCAAGCUGGCUGAUUUUGGCCUCUCUACUCAGCUCACACCUGAGCAGAGCAGACGGUGCUCGGUAGCCGGGACUCCUUGGUGGCUGGCGCCUGAAAUGGUGACGCAUCAACCAUAUGGCCCCAAAGUGGACAUAUGGUCUUUUGGAAUCGUGGGCAUUGAAAUGGUAGAACAAGGACCUCCUUACUGGAACCAAAGUCCUGCCUCAGUUAAACUCCUGAUCGCCGUAAUAGGGACCCCAAGGCUGCGGCACCCCAACCGAUUCUCGCCUUGCCUGCGUGACUUCCUGAGCCGCUGCCUGCAGACAGACGAGCAGCAGCGCUGGUCUGCCAAGGAGCUCCUGAAGCAUCCAUUUGUUACAACAGCCAAACCAGCAUCCAUUUUGGCACCACUCAUCAACUCAAUCAAGAAGAAGCAGGAGGAGGAGCGAUACUUUCUACAGCUGCAGUUCUGGCACCCAAUGUGGGGCCCUGAAGGCUUCCAAAUCCGGGUCAUCGUGGACCUGAGCGCUUCGCCGGACCCCAUGGACGAGGCUGAUUAG